UGAGCCGGUCCUUUCCUAACUCGUUGACUCUGUCCCGCCAAUGAACUGUCAAAUCGAAUCAUUGAUUUUAAAUCCGAUUUGAUUUAAAUUUUAAAAAGAGAAAAGGACCAGAUUGUCUACAGUUCUCGCUGUUUUCUUCCUCGAUGCUCCUGCUCCACCUCCUUCCAUAUCUCCGACGUCUCACUGUGAGAAUAUAUCCAUAUCGAAACUCCAACACAGUCUGUCAAUUCCAGUGGAAUCCGUAUCCAACCACAACUACACACCGUCUCUCUCCAUCUCACAAAAACCGAAAAAACAAAAGCAACAAGAUGGAAUCUAUUUUCUUAGCGGGGACCAUCUACCUCUAUUAGCGUGAAACUCCAUCCUAGGCUCAUAUCAUAUCUCCCUUCUCCCCAGAAAAUAAAAAAAGAGGAGAAAAAUCUUACCUCUUUCUGUAGACUGCAGGACACUUUCGCUUUCACCGUCCUUCGCCGGAUGAUCAUUAACCUAAUCUUUAAGCCUGGGCAAGCGAUUCUCUGAUAAGCUAGAAGGGGUUUUCGGUUUGUGUUUUGAAAGCUCUUGAUAGAUUGCAUAUACCUUCAAGACAUAUAAAGAUCAAGUCGAGAAAUACCCUCUGCUGUGCUAUUCUUCAUACUCUUGCACAUCAUGCUUAAGAUCCCAGAACAUCAAGUUGCAGGACAUAAAGCAUGUGAUGGACUGCUUGGCCCUCUCAUAGACGAUUCAGGGCGCUUUUACAAGCCUCUUCAAGAUGAUGAGCGCGGCUCUAGGGAGGUGGCCUUUUACACAUCCUUCUCAUCCAAUACAAGGGUUCCAGAUCACAUCAGGAAAUUCUUUCCUAUCUUCUAUGGCAUUCAACUCUUAGAGGCAUCUGAUGGGUCUGGAUUGCGUCCCCACCUUGUCUUGCAGGAUGUUGUCUCAGGUCACUUGCAUCCGUCCAUUAUGGACAUUAAGAUUGGUUCUAGAACAUGGUAUCCAGAAGCGCCUGAGGACUAUAUCCAACGGUGCCUCAAGAAAGAUAGAGAAACCAGUAGCUUGUCAUUGGGUUUUAGAGUAUCUGGCUUGCAGGUGCAUGGCAACAAGGAGUCAGGAUUCUGGAAACCUGAGAGGAAGGCUGUCCAGAGGCUUACUGCAGAUGAGGUUAGGUUGGUCCUGAGCAAGUUUGUUUCAUCCAACCCUUCUGAUGAUCCAAAAGCAGUACGAGAUAGUUUAUUCGCAUCCAGUGUUUAUGGUGGUUCUACUGGCAUUUUGGCCCAGCUAUUAGAGCUGAAGGCAUGGUUUGAGGAUCAAACGAUUUACCACUUCAAUUCUUGUUCAGUUCUCAUUGUGUAUGAAAAGGAGUCUAUUCUAAAAGGAGGGAGUUCAGGUGCUGAAAUUAAACUUAUAGACUUUGCUCAUGUUGUAGAAGGCAAUGGUGUUAUUGAUCAUAACUUCUUGGGCGGAGUUUGUUCUUUGAUAAAGUUUAUAUCUGAGAUUCUUACCACUCCAGAUGAAUGUUCAACCCAAACAUGUUUGCAGGACUCUGACAAGAGCUCUGUUUGCAAUGGGGACAGCAAAAGGGAGUGAACAGAGCAUUUACAAUGCUUAAGUACUUGGAAUUGAAUUACUUCUAUUAUGCCUUUAACUUUUUAUCCAUCGAGGUUGAUGAGACUGUCGGAAUUUGCAUCGACUUGUUGAAGAAUUUUUUUCUAUGGAAUUGUAGUUUUGGUUAAUGAGAGAAAUAAUCCAUGGACUUGAAAUCCAUUUGGACUUUAACAUGCUCA
Molecule: messenger RNA, 1760 nt
Organism: Manihot esculenta (cassava)
Lineage: Eukaryota; Viridiplantae; Streptophyta; Magnoliopsida; Malpighiales; Euphorbiaceae
Product: inositol polyphosphate multikinase alpha
Exons: 4
Coding region: 646-1563 (305 amino acids)
Biological process (GO): inositol phosphate biosynthetic process
Cellular component (GO): cytoplasm; nucleus
Molecular function (GO): inositol-1,4,5-trisphosphate 3-kinase activity; inositol tetrakisphosphate kinase activity
Source: RefSeq, a predicted model, not a curated record